AUGGAUAACCUGGACGACGGUCAACAGUCAGUCUACACCGUACUGGUUACAGGCGCAAACAGCGGACUAGGCUUCUCAACCUGCUGCCGCCUCAUCGAUGAAUUCCUGCACUCGCGACCGCAAACCCAAACACUGCACCUGAUUAUCACAACACGAUCGUCCUCGAAGAACAAAGGCACGCAAACACGAUUGGACACACACCUCCAAAAGACGCUGCAGAAGGCCGACAAAUCGACACCGGGCAUUAGCAAAGUUCUCGCAACGCGUGUUAGGAUCUCUGGCGAGCAGGUCGAUCUGUGUAAGCUGCGCAGUGUCAAAGAGCUUGGAGAGAUAUUGGUUCACAGGGGCCACCGUAUCGAUGUGCUGGUCUGUAAUGCAGGGAUUGGUGGGUGGAAGGGUUUGAACUGGCCUAGUGCCGUUUGGUCCAUGAUGACGGAUUGGAAACAUUCUUGCACGUAUCCGACCUACAAGCUGGGCUUUGUAGGCUCUGUCGCAAUUCAAGGCAACGAAGAGAAGGAACAGCAACUGGGAGAAGUGUUUACGGCAAAUGUGUUUGGGCAUUACUUGCUUGCUCACGCGCUUGCACCUUUGAUGAAGGGAACCGAGACUCAGGAGCCCGGUCGCAUUAUCUGGAUAUCGAGUAUUGAGGCUUAUGCCCAUGCCUUUAAUCCAGAAGACCUGCAAGCCUUGACCUCAGACGCGGCAUAUGAGUCUUCAAAACGCCUUACCGAUCUUCUGGUGCUGACUUCGGAAUUGCCAUCUACUGCACCCUCAACAUCAUCCUUCCUUCAGGAAAAGGGCGAUGACAAGCACAAGAAACCAAUCAUGUACCUCGCUCACCCAGGUGUUUGCGCAACCAGCAUCGCAGACUUGCCGCUGUUGUUGUGGUACGCCAUGUUAUUUGCGCAAUACGUCGCUCGCUGGUUGGGUUCGCCCUGGCACCCUGUAUCUUCGUAUCUCGGUGCCGUAUCCAGCGUUUGGCUCUCCCUGGCACCUUUUUCAUCUCUCGCGCACCAAGAAUCUACUGAAGGAAAAGCCAAAUGGGCAAGUUCGACAGAUGUGUUUGGCAACGAACGCGUCGUGCGUACGGAAGUCGCUGGAUGGGGAUGGGGAGGCAAGGUAGGCGAAAAGGCAGAUGGAAAGAUGAGGUUGAGUGCGAAUAGAUGGAGAGGGCAGAAGGAUGUGACCAAAGAGUCGAGAGAGGAGUUUGAGGCGCUUGGACAAAAGGUCUGGAGGGAGAUGGAGGAGUUGAGAGAGACGUGGGAGAAGAGGUUGUGA
Aureobasidium musti is the source of this 1278-nucleotide messenger RNA. The record is from the annotation of a GenBank genome assembly. NCBI's taxonomy places the organism in Eukaryota, Fungi, Ascomycota, Dothideomycetes, Dothideales, Saccotheciaceae.